AUCAUUGACCUAUGUACAUUCUUUAAAAAAAUUUGUGCACGGUCAUUGGAUGUUAACGACAUGAGAAAUGCCAGAACAUAAGUGGUGAAGAUCUUAUGCAAUCUUGAGUUGAUAUAUCCUCCAGCAUUUUUUGACAUAAUGAUUCAUCUUAUUCUUCAUUUACCUGAUGAAGCCAUUCUUGGAGGGCCUGUACACAUGAGAUGGAUGUAUCCUUUUGAAAGAUAUAUGAAAAAACUUAAAAAUAAUGUCAGAAACAAAGCCAAACUAGAAGGUUCAAUAGCAGAGGGUUACGUUGCAGACGAAGCUUUGACAUUUUGCUCUAUGUAUCUUGAGGGUAUGCAAACUAAAUUCAACCGUGCUGAUAGAAAUGAUGAUCCCGGCCUUCCAAAAAGGCAAUUUUCUGUCUUCUCAUCACAAUGUCGAACAAUGUCGGCUAAGAAAAUCGCUGAACUUUGUAACGAGGCCAAAAAAUCAUUGCAUUGGUUUGUAGUAAACAAUUGCGAUGAGGAUGAGAUGAGAAGCUACAAAUCUGAAUUCAAAUUAGAAUUGCCUGAAAGUGAUUUCAAAAAGGAAUUUCCUUCAUGGUUCAAAGAAAAGGUAAGUAUGUUAUAUAUUUAUAAUGUAAAACUAAGUUAUUACUUAAACAUAUAAUCUUAUAUUUCCUUACAGAUUU
Lactuca sativa (garden lettuce) is the source of this 673-nucleotide messenger RNA. The record is from RefSeq and is a predicted model, not a curated record. NCBI's taxonomy places the organism in Eukaryota, Viridiplantae, Streptophyta, Magnoliopsida, Asterales, Asteraceae.